Messenger RNA from Colletotrichum tamarilloi, 2202 nucleotides. RefSeq names its product heterokaryon incompatibility protein. The transcript has a single exon. The coding region runs from base 1 to 2202 and encodes 733 amino acids. Lineage: Eukaryota; Fungi; Ascomycota; Sordariomycetes; Glomerellales; Glomerellaceae. The record is from RefSeq and is a predicted model, not a curated record.
AUGACUGAAUCACUGGCGGACUACCAGUACCAGGCUCUUUCAACGAUCGACUCCAUACGCCUUCUAAGCGUCUCGCAAGACGACAAUCAUCCCCAUGGACUCUGCUUGUCUCUCAAGGAGGUCAACUUGGAUGAUGAACCGAUCUUUGCCGCGCUAUCCUAUACCUGGCAAUUACCCAAGUAUAGCAACUCCGAGCAGACACAAGAGCCAGGGCCGGGAAAGACGUUUGAUGUUGUCUGCGACGGCAGGUCGAUGGAGAUAUCUGAGAACUUGUUCGACUUCCUCCGCACCAUCCUCGAUUAUCGGUGUCUAUCGGGAACCAAGGCAGACAGAGCUUCCUCCACGACUCGCAAGUGUCUGUCCAAAGUUAGAACUGCUCUGGAAACCAUGCCACUGUGGAUAGACGCAUUCUGCAUCAAUCAGGCCAACAGCGAGGAAAAGAAGCACCAAGUUCUUCUCAUGCACCGCAUUUACAGCUCGGCACAGAACGUGCUGGUGUGGCUGGGCCUAUCAGAACCUAGCUCCGAGGUUCAGUGGAUCCACGACAGAUUCAUUCCUCGUCUAUCUCAGGCACGAAAGAAGUCGGAAACCAUGAAGAAGCUGUUGCAGGAGGACCAUUACUGCAGGAAGCCUGAAGUUCUCGACCAGUUGGGAUAUGACACAUGUUCCCGGUGGGCCACGUCGUGGUUCAUAUUUGCAAAGUUCCUUAGAGAGAACCGCUGGUUCGAUCGCGGUUGGGUCGUCCAAGAGGUUGCUUUGGCAGAUCCAGCUCAAAUUCACAUCAUGUGCGGAACAGCCGUCUUGAACUGGAAGCGCCUCGGGGCAUUUAUACAAUUUCUCCACGAGGCUCGAUGGAGCCACUCCUUGGAAACCCAUAUCGAACGAUCUUUCGAACAUGUGAAACUCAUCUCCGAGAUCCAAUGCUUCAAAAAGCCGCGGGGUCUAAGCAGUAGGCAUCUUGGCAUCGGAGGUGGCCUGCACAAGAUCAACGGAGUCCGACCCCUCUUAGCCGAGCUUGUGUACUACACGAAAAUCGAAGGCUGGAACACGAAGUCGGAGUCCGCAUGGCUUGCAUGCGCCAGCUUCAUUAUAUCCACUCUCCGCUCUUUCCAGUUUGGUGACGAUCGCGACCAUAUCCACGGGUGUCUGGGUAUGCUGUCGAUGCUUCUCCCCCAAGGUUUUCCUAGCCCCAUUAUUCCUGACUACGACCGGAGUGUGGAGGAUGUCUUCACAUCUGUUGCAGCGUGUUUUCUCCAACGACUUCCCUUACUCUCGGAACUCAGACAGGUCGGGAAGGAGAAAUCACGCCGGAACACCAAAUUGCCAUCCUGGGUACCCGACUAUUCAGUACCAAAUUUGACGAAAAUAGAUCGCCACAAGCGACUCGACGUGUCGACUAAGACUGAGGCGAGCCUCGAUGUUUUAGAGGAGCACGAGAGAAUGAUAUGGCGCUACCAUCCAAGGAGGCCAUCCGUCAUUGGACACAAGCUUGUUUUGUAUGGUGUGAGACUAGGCACUACGAUGGGUAAAGUUCACGACCUCUUCACUCCAGAGUCUAGCUACGAGAUGGCUUUGACGAUGGUUAGCUUCUUUCGAGCCAGGCCAUUCGAAGCCUUGUGCCGCCCUCAACUUAACAUAUGGAACAGGUUGGCAGCGGCAGUUCUCAACGAAUGUUUGGAAUUAUACAACUUGCACUUGCAGCCCAUGACCCCUGGUCACUGUCUCACACAUCAAACGGUCGAUUAUUACGUUCCGGGACGACGAGAAUUUGUCCACAAACGACUCAACGGGUCCGUGGUAGGAGCAUUAAUUCAGAACGAAAUCUAUGAGUGGGUUAAAAUAUUUGAGAGCAAUUUCGGGAGCAAGAGUCCCCGCUCUCCUCUACGUCCUUGCCCAUUACAUGUAGAUACCAAGGUCUGGGAAGAGCUUGAGAACGAGUGCUUUUACCACACAUCUAGAGGGAGUUUUGGACUGGGUUCCCCCUCCUCAGUACCGAAUGACCAGAUCUGGCUGGCCGAAGGUGCUUCUGUUCCUUUUGUUCUCCGGGAAGUCAUACCUGUGCCAAAGACUGGUCAGGAGGAUUCCCAACCUCGAGAAUUUCGCUAUGUUGGAGACAUUGAGCUGUCUCAUCUCGACAUAUAUUCCAGUCACUUCACCCUUGAGCAGCACCGAUCGAGAUACAAGAAAAUCAACAUUAUAUGA